Molecule: messenger RNA, 1383 nt
Organism: Cetraspora pellucida
Lineage: Eukaryota; Fungi; Glomeromycota; Glomeromycetes; Diversisporales; Gigasporaceae
Source: the annotation of a GenBank genome assembly
AUGCAAGUAUCCUCACCAUCUGAAACAGCUGAUAAGUUAGAAGAACAUAGAAAAGAACUCAAUAGACAAAGGCAAAUAUGGUAUAGGAACAAAAGAAAAGCAAGUAAUACUAAUACUGUAUCAGAAGAAUUGCAACAUUUACUUGCCUCAGAAGUGCCAAUUGUUGUUAUUGAUUCUGUUGCAAGUUCCUUAACUUCUGAAUUAACUAACAUCCAAACUGAUCAAAGUGCAAAAUUUUGGAUGGCUGAAAAAGAUCACAAUAGCAACAGAACUUCUCCAAAAUUUGCACUCUGCUAUACCCAUGGCAAAGUGCAAUUACCACCUUUAACUGAACUGCCAGCAUAUUUACUGCAUCUAUAUACUUCAAAUGAAUCCCUUCCAAAUCAAUUUCACAAUAACAUUAGAGGUUAUAACAAUGCUUUAGCAUACACAUCAUUUGGUGCCAAUAUAGAUAAUCAAUUUCAAGGACAAGGCGUGUCUAAUUUUUGGAUUCAUGGCCAAGUCUACCAUCCUUCCGAAAUAGCUGUAAUUAUGGUUGGUGAUGGUUAUGAUGUAAAUCUGACAAAUCGAGACAUUCUUCUUAGAUUAUAUGACAGAGGUGAUGAUGGCUGGCAUGUAGACAUACCACUUACAGGAAAUAUAAGACAAAAAAGAGUAACAAUGAUGCAAUUUUACUCAUAUAGGCUACAAGUUAAAGAUGGAAAUUGGCUACAUAAUAACAAUAGUCUGCAAACAUCUGCUGAAGCUGAAGCUGAACCAAUUGACAAAAUAAAAAUGUACUUAGACGCAAGGUAUAUUUCAGUUUCUGAAAGUAUUUAUAGAAUUUUUCAUUAUAAGAUGCAUAGUCGAACUCUAUUGGUACAGAGACUGACAGUCCAUCUUCCAGAUUAUCAAUAUAUUACUUUUCAAGAUGGAAAGAACCUUCAACAUGUUUUAAAUCGUGCUAACAUGCAUAUGACUAUUCUGACAGCUUGGUUUCAAGAGAAUGUAGAAAACAUUGCAGCACGUAUAUAUACUUAUAUUGAUUUUUCUGUUUAUUAUACCUGGAAUGCAUUCUGCCAUAAGUGGAAACCUAGAAAAAAUGCAACAAUUAUGAUUGGAAGGCUUUACAUGGUACAAACUUCAGAAGAGAAAAGGUAUUAUCUUCGAACCUUACUUAUCUGUGUUAGAGGUGCAACUAGCUUUGAUGAUCUGAAAACUGUUAACGAACAUGUAUGUAGAAGUUUCAAAGAAGUUUGCAUUCGUCUUGGUCUUCUUCAAGAUGAUGCUGAAUGGAAUGCAUGUUUGUUUGAAGCAAGUGCUAUACAAACAGAACAACAAUUGAGACACCUUUUUGCAAUGAUACUUCUUUUUUGCCAACCAAUAGAGCCUAAAAUAUUGUAG